GAUAUGACAAUUAUGCGUUUCCAUGAUUGUAACUUCUUAACAAAAGUUUCAGAUCUUUCAAGCGUCCCAAAUUUGAGGGAUUUAUACGUUCAGAGGUGUACAAGUCUAGUUGAGGUGCAUGAUUCCAUCGGAUCCCUAGAGAAUCUUUUUCAUUUGAGUUUUCUCGAAUGCUCUUACCUCAGAAUUUUUCCAAGAAGCCUCAAGUUGAGAUCUUUAUAUGAACUUGAUCUUAGAGAUUGCUCAAGCCUUCGUAGCUUUCCUGAAAUUCUGUGUGAAAUGAAAUCUUUAGCUAGAUGAAAUCUAGAGCACACUGCAGUGGAAGAACUACCUUUGUCCAUUGGAAAUCUCACUGGACUUCAGGUUUUAUUUCUAAGUUACUGCAAAAACCUUAUGCGUCUCCCAAUUAACAUCAUUCUUCCGUUGCAACAUUUAAGAGAGCUUAUGAUUGGUGGUUGUACAAAUCUGCUGAAGAAGAUGGGGGAUGAUCAACAAUCCAUUCAAGUUGCUGAGUCUUCAACAAUGGAAGACGAGAUAUCAUCGAGUGAAGAACAACUCCAGCAAUUGGUGCCUCCAACAAAUUCAAGCAAUGGAAGUAGUGAAUUACAUGUGUUGAAUCAUCGGAAUUGUUUCCAAUCAGAAUUAAAUUUCUUUCCAAUAUCAAGUUUUUUUACCAUGUUUAAUUUCUCAACCACGUUGACUCAUUUAGAUCUAUCAGGAAGUCAAAUUGUUAGCCUUCCACAAGCAUAAGGGGAUUUGUUGCACUUCUUGAGCUCCACUUGAGAUAUUGCAAGAAACUUGAAGAAAUCUUAGAACUUCCACCAAAUAUAAAAGUUGUAUAUGCUUAUGGAUGCCAAUCAUUAGAAAGAUUUCCAGAUCUAUCAAGAAUAUUGGAAUUCAAUGGAAGCCACAAUAGAUCGCUACUUUUUAUUGGCUUGGACGGCUGCGACAAAAUGCAUGUGAAGAUUUGGAAUUAUAAAGUGCCAAAUCCAUUACUGUGGAAGGAACAUUAUAAUGCCACUGUGUUACCGGAAAAUGAGAUUCCAGAGUGGUUCCAGUAUCAUAAAGAAUUUUUAGAAAAUGAAAUUGCUAAGAGAGGGGAUGAUGAUGUCCAAUUGAAAGGAAAUGAAGAAUGGGUAAUAAAUAUUGAGGGGCCACACUAUUUGGAAGAUAUCAGCGGAAUCGUAAUAUAUGUCGUUACAUUUUUUAAUGAAGAUCUUAGGGAUGAGAGUUUUUUAUCGGAAGCUGAGCGUUAGACCAAUAUGAAGUAUGGACGUGGUACUCUGAUUUAGAAUCAUUUGAGGUAAAGGUUUUGGACAAUUUGAGGGUUCAACUUCGUCUUCCUCCCAAUCCUAGUAAUCCUCUUGGGGUACAUUUUCAGUUACGGUAUUAUAUAAGUAUGGGAGCCAAUGUUGUAUACAAAAAUGAAAGCAGAGCACAUGAAAGAAGAAAAAUGGAUUGAAUUAAAUGAUAGCCCAAGUGGUAUU
Molecule: messenger RNA, 1484 nt
Organism: Juglans microcarpa x Juglans regia
Lineage: Eukaryota; Viridiplantae; Streptophyta; Magnoliopsida; Fagales; Juglandaceae
Exons: 3
Coding region: 951-1253 (100 amino acids)
Source: RefSeq, a predicted model, not a curated record